GAGCUCACUUUAAAUACUCCGUGAAAAAUCAGUGGUAAAGGAAGGUCUCUCCAAAAAGCAACAUUUACUGGUUCUGAAAUGUGGCAAAUAAUUGGUCUCUUGUUGAUGGUACAUUAUGGAAUGGCAUGCGACCGUUCUGUGGGUCCGUCAGGAGUCGUACAGUGCAUUCUGCUACCAAGAUACAACUAUCAGUACCAAUGGGCAACAUGCCUGACUGAUACAUACAUCAAGCAAAAAAGCUCCCAACAGCACCGCUGCAGUGAUUGGUCUGCAACUUAUUGCUGGUACCAGUGUAUGCUUGAAGUCAAUGACAAAAACAACGGCCCCGUAACAAACGACUGUUCCUGUAGUCCCAGCCAAACUACCGUCUAUCCGCCAAUAUCCCCUACAACUUCUCUGCCAGCAGAAUGCUACAGUCCGUCCGGGAAAUCGUGUGACUGGUACCGCAAUUGUUUGGAAAGAAAGUACCCUUGCGAGCCCACAACCAAUGCCUAUGCAAUAGCAUAUGCCGAGAAGUUUUGUCGACUUUACGAUGAACACCAAAGCUGGUUUACUGAAAAGGGACAAAAUUGGAUAGAUGGUGUUCGUAAGUGUCUUCAGGUAUCUUUAGUACCCUUACUGCGUCCAUGGAGUAAGCCAACGUGCAAGGAAAUAAGAGACCGGGCUUUUGUAUCCCAUACACCAUGUUACUUGAAUCCUGACAAAGAUGCGCCAUCCAUCUGUGAUCUUGAAUGUGGAGAAUACUUUAAGAUCUUCUUCGUCAUCAAAGGAGCGUUCUCGGAUUACGAUACUGCAUGGGAAUCCAUGAAAGGGAUGUGGAACAUUGGAAACGAGUGUGGUUUAAAGUGUUCCAAAACAUGGCUACGAGAAAAGGGUAAAGAAAUCGUGAAGAUUACCAGAGUAACCAUCCAAAAAUUUCAGCGACGACAACGACGUUCUUCAGAUCCCCUCCCCGAAGCAGAUGCAAGAAGCAGAUUCGCCUACCAACUUGGUUCAGCCAUUGCUAUCUCAAUGUCAUGGAACAUGGAUAUCAUGGACUGGCUUUCCUAUCCUGGCAACACCAUAGCUGGAAAAAAUUCCAGCAGUUUCGACAUCUUCAUAGUACUUGCUGACAAAAAGGGCCUUGGGAUCGUUAACAACACUAAAGUACCAAUAGACCUGAACGAUAAUGUCCAAGCUUUCGCUGUUGCUAUUAAACAGGGCAAGCUGCCAUUACAAGUUGACGGUUUCAAUGUAUGGCUCAAGUCUAUUGCUUCUUGCUCUGAUAAGUCUUGUGAGCAAGCCCAAACGCUAGCAGUUUCAGACAGGCCCCCUCACUGGAAUAAUGGUACAGCAAAGACGUCAAAGAGUCCUAUUGAAGCCCUAACGCUGGCAGUUUCAGACAAGCCCCCUCACUGGAAUAAUGGUGCAGCAAAGGUGUCAAAGAGUCUCCUGAAGGUGCUUGGCUUCGCUGUUAUUUCAUUCCUAUUCAAUAACAAUCGCUAAGUACGAAAAUGAUGCUAGCAUGCUAUCUGCUUUUAAAAGCUAUUUGGAUGAUUGAAAAAAUUAAAUAAGCUGGCACACUCUAUGUUAAUCCCGCAAUCAUYUUGUUUAGUUUAUUAAGCUAUAAAAAUAUGUAGAGGUCGUAUAUGGGUUGACCUUACUGCUUAGGCUAGUGUCUUUGURUUAGUGUUGCCUUGGAAGAAAGACUUGUCUGAUCAUCAAUGUCGAACAUCCUGUCUUCAUCACCAAAGUCUAGAUCUAGAGUAGUUAACUAGAUGGCAUGCAUCACUAAGAAGCUAGAGUGAUAACUUUUAUUAUAAUCAAAUGGAUUCUCAAAAAGUCUCGUAUAUAUUCAACUUAAAGGAACAAUAGCAAGUAGCUCAGUCAUACGCUGAAAGCAAAUGUAAAACUAGUGGCAUCAUGAUUGUAUUUUGUGCAUGGCUUAACAUUCACUGGUUUUGACACUAUCAAUAAAGUUAAGACACAAAGCUUUA
Messenger RNA from Actinia tenebrosa (Australian red waratah sea anemone), 1976 nucleotides. RefSeq lists its product as uncharacterized. The record is from RefSeq and is a predicted model, not a curated record. Lineage: Eukaryota; Metazoa; Cnidaria; Anthozoa; Actiniaria; Actiniidae.